CACUCACUACACACACACUCACCACAGACACACACUCAUACACUCACCACCCACACUCGUACACUCACCACCCACACCUCACUGUUAACACAUGCACGCUACAACCCACGCACACACGCGCACCAUGCAAGUUAAAUAACAGCAGUCAUCACCAACCGAGAACCCCCUGAGCCGCAUUCAUUUUCCUCCUCUCCGGAGCGUCUCGCAUUCAAGUCGAACCUUGACUUCAGCAAAGACCACAACACACAGAGAGAGAGAGAGGCAUGGACCCUCGGCUCGCCGCUCUCUUCCAGGCUGUGCUGUGUCUGCUCCCUACUCCCGGCUUCUCUCAGGUGCCGGCAGUGGCCGCGGGCCCUGACGAGGGCUGGCAGGUCUACAGCUCGGCCCAGGACGCCGAGGGCCGCUGCAUCUGCACCGUGGUGGCGCCGCAGCUGCGGAUGUGUUCGCGAGACGCGCGCAUGCGGCAGCUGAGACAGCUCCUCGACAAGGUCCACAACAUGUCGCAGACGCUGGAGGCGCUGAGCGAGAAGGCGCAGAGCGGCCUGGUGUACGUGCGUCACGUGGAGACGAAGAUGAAGGGCCUCGAAAGCAGCUUCCGUCAGGUGGAGCAGAGCAGGAAAGCGGUGCUGACCGGCAAGCCGCAGGACAAGAAAGGCUGAUUAACGUGAGGGUGAGCGGAAAGGAAGCCCCACGAGAGAGGAAUUCUACGACCUUCAGAGGAGGCACGUUUUCGAGACACCGCAAUGAGAACCGCCGCCGGUAUCUUGUAAAUACUUUGACAAACAAAACAAGAAACUUUCCUCUCUCAAACGAGCCCCAACUGUACCGCUCGCCUGGUGUGGCAGAGCAUCAAGCUGGACGAGUCGAGCGGUCGUUCGUCCGUCUGAGGUUCUUUUUUUUAUUUUCGGAUGUGCCAACUCGUAAGAGACGCCUCGACAAGCAACAGCAAACCCGAGACAAUUUUCCGCUCGCCUCGAACGAUUAAAACAAACACGUAAGUUUGUCCGUGUCAAACCUCAAACUUUGUUUUUUCUCCAACGGUCAUCUACUUAUUAUUUUAGAUGUCGCAUCGAACUUCGGAUAUCUCCGUCCGCUACGCGGCGGAGGAAGUCAACCGGCCGUGGAAGCGUGCGCGGCGCAUCGGAGGUCGCCGCAAAUUUCACGUUUCGCCGAGUGAAAUAUUGACGAACGUUUCACGUGAAGAACAUCCGGACCGUACGUUCAGAAGAUGUCUCUCGAGUUUAAAUAUCGUUAGUUAACGCUGCUUCAAAAAUGAUUUCGCCGUACUCUCCAUCGUUUCUAUGUUGGAGUCCUCAGCUGGUAAAGCGCGAAAGUCACGUCGAUAUUUUGACAAAGUUUUGAAUGAACUCUUGUGAACGGUAAUCAACGCACAACAUGUAGUUUUUUGAGCUUUAAUUUCACAUCCUGCAGUUGGCAGUCGAAUAUCUUGAUUACGUUUGGUAUCUGUACAGUUCAAAUGCUUUUGAGUGUUUAUAUUAAUUGACAGAGUUGUAUUGGUUUCACUGUUCAAGGUGAUCUGUGUUUACAUCUUGAGGCAGUGUUGUUGAGAGGGUGACAUUCAGAAACUACUAAUCACAUCUGAUUACUUGAGGUUUCACAGGUAAUGUGUAAUCCCCAUGUGGUAGUGGGGUGACAUGCAGAUGUUCGCGGUUUGAAUCCAUCGGCCCACCUUGGUUAAUACUGCGGUGCAUCUUAAUCCUUUCCCAUUCCGAGACGUCUGUAAGUGACAGGGAGGGUGUCCGAGACAUCUGUAAGUCGCAGGGAGGGUGUCCCCCGUUCACCACUGAAUCUCGGAACACGCAAGCGGCUCAACGUUAAUUUUAAUCAGAGGCGUAGUAGCACCGCUGUUUAUUAAAGACGUUGUACUCACCGCACAGGACUGUAGCGACAAGACCACCCUGUAUGAUAGCUGGCGCCAACCUGUGCCACGCCCUCCCGCGUGGCCUCGUGUGAGCCUAGGUACCGAUAAAGUUAUUUUUUCCGAUUCCGUUUCGAUGCGGAACGGGAUCGGAAGAAAAUGCGAUGACGUACGUGUACGUCAUCGGAACAGGAAAGGGUUACCCGGUGGACAUUAAAGUUUCCAUGACGUCACUCGACAAGAGGAGUUACCAAUUGUGUCUGCGUCGCGGUCCAAAUUUGAAACUUGUUACCCGCAACCUACUCGAUCGGGGUUACACAUUGCAACACCGCCCACCGCAGGCCGUGCCCGUCUGUGAAACGUGGCGCCUUUCUUCAUGGUAGCCUUACGUCAUCAGAACGGUGCGAAUACCACGUUUAAUAAUAACGAUCUGAUUACUUACCCCAUGAUCCAUUCACAUACCAUAUUAUUACACGAUGAAUUGCAGCCUUCUUUGAAUCCACUGCUGGAUGAAGGUCUUACCAUUCCGUAAGUUGGGGAUGCUUUUUUUAAUUAUUUUACUAUCCUUCACCGCGCUGGUCAGCGCCUAUUGGUGAAGAUGGCCCCAGGACGGGUUUGAACAUCGCACACCGGUCAUGAGAACUGUGGCCAGGAAUUGAACUCAGGUGACCGCGUUUAUAGUCCAGUGUGAGAGCCACUACUCCACUACUCCAUCUCACGGACAGAUUGAUGGUUGGCCACUGCUGAUGUCUUCACGUAAGCGCAGGAUGUGUUUUGAUCGUUGAAAUAUACGUCGCUUUGCCCUUGAAUCACGCAAUUAC
Molecule: messenger RNA, 2700 nt
Organism: Petromyzon marinus (sea lamprey)
Lineage: Eukaryota; Metazoa; Chordata; Hyperoartia; Petromyzontiformes; Petromyzontidae
Product: noelin-like
Source: RefSeq, a predicted model, not a curated record